Molecule: messenger RNA, 1446 nt
Organism: Rodentolepis nana
Lineage: Eukaryota; Metazoa; Platyhelminthes; Cestoda; Cyclophyllidea; Hymenolepididae
Source: the annotation of a GenBank genome assembly
AUGGGAUCGAUAUUUCGGUCAGAAGAUAUGCAGCUCUCGCAGCUCAUAUUACACACCGAUUCCGCUUAUAAUUGCAUUGCCCAAUUGGGAGAACUGGGCAUUGUUCAAAUUCGUGAUGCAACACCUGAUGUUAACGCCUUCCAGCGUAAAUUUGUUGACGAAGUUCGUAGAUGUGACGAAAUGGAACGCAAAUUACGUUACAUCGAGGGCGAAAUUGUGAAAGAUAAUAUGUCGAUCUUUGAACCCGAUGAAGUCCCUGAAGCACCUCCACCACGAGAAAUGUUAGAUCUUGAAACAACUCUCGACAAAUUGGAUCACGAAUUACGAGAGGUUACUUACAAUGCGGAGCAGUUACAAAAAUCUUAUAUGGAGUUGACCGAGCUCAAAAUGGUCUUACGCUUGACCCAGCUUAUGCUGGAACAUAACACGUUGGAAGUUAAUGCAAGUCUAACAGGAGCUGAAGAUGUGCUGGUUGAGGUCCCGGAGGUACGGGAAUCUCAUGGCUACAUUGAAUUGCUGCCUUCGGAUGACUUCGACGUUGGUUUUCGUCAAUCUGGUGGUCUUAGCUCUACUACGUAUCGCAGUCAUCAUAUUGACUUCAUUGCUGGAACAAUUCCUCGUGAUCGGUGUUUGAGCUUUGAGAGAAUACUUUGGCGCGUCUCCCACGGAAACGUCUAUCUUAGAUUUGCUGAUUUAGAGCCAAUUGAAGAUCCCAUAACUGGCCAAAAACUUGACAAAUGCAUGUUUCUAAUCUUCUUCCAAGGUGAGCAGCUUCGUUCUCGCGCGGAGAAGGUGUGUGAAGGUUACCAUGCGACGAUUUAUGCAUGUCCUGACACUCAUGAAAAGCGUCAAGCCAUGCUUCUCGAUGUUACAAGCCGUCGUGAAGAUCUUCAAAUGGUUCUCAAUCGUACUAUCGAACAUCGUGCUCGAGUUCUUGAAUCAGCCGCGGAUCGACUUCGUGAAUGGUUCUACAAGGUCUACAAGAUGAAAGCCGUUUACCACUCAUUGAACCUCUUCAACCUCGACGUCACUACCAAGUGUAUGAUUGGUGAAUGUUGGUCCGCUGUUUCUGACCUUGAUGCUGUUAAAAUGGCUCUUCGACGCGGCAUGGAAUUGUCCAAUUCAACCCUUCAACCGAUUUUGAAUCGUUUACCCCCAACGGAGCAACCUCCAACCUUCCAUAGAACGAACAAAUUGACUGCUGCCUUUCAAGCAAUGGUUGAUUCCUAUGGAGUGGCUAGGUACCGGGAGGUCAAUCCGGCACUCUUCUCAGUCGUCACCUUCCCCUUUCUCUUUGCUGUAAUGUUUGGCGAUGCCGGACAUGGAUUUAUCAUGUUCUUGAUUGCUCUUUCUCUUGUGCUAUGGGAGAAAAAAUUGAUUGUAAGUUACCACAUCGUGCUUGCUGUAUUUUGCAAAUGUUUCGUUACACGGUUUGUCAUCGUGUGA